CGAUGUUCACCAGCGACAGGAGCAGCCGUACUUUUUUAAGACAUUCAAAUUAAGAAUGCUCACUCCACCAACUCCCUCCAAAUCCCCUCACACGCAGCGAGCGAUGCAAAAUUGUUGAAGCUCUCAUCAAAAUCAAGCUACAAUCAUGGAUCGCAGCGCCAACGUGAUCGAAAAUUCCGAACCUAACUCAUCGGAGGACCGAGCGUCGGCCGUUCCAGUUCACUCGCCGCAGCUCGCCGUCGCUUCACUCGCUCUGUCUCAGUCAACGGCCAAUUUUCUCGACCAAACCAAAUUUUCUGGGUUGUUUUCUCGGCGGCCUAAGAGGGAUGAAGUUCCCACUCAAGCUUUUUCGCUUUCUCGCUUACGCAUUUCCUGUUCUUCUCUCUGCCCCCCAAAAAUCUCUCUCAAACCCACCAUUUCUGCGAACCCAUUUCAAAUCCCUUUUUCUUUAGGCCCUCGCCGCCCCUCACAGCCCUCCCAUGGCGCCGGAUUUCGUCGAGCUACCAUCGUUUGGUUCCGUAACGAUCUACGGCUCCACGAUAACGAAUGCCUAAACUCCGCUAAUAACGAUUCCAUGUCCGUCUUGCCUGUUUACUGUUUCGAUCCGAGAGAUUACGGUAAAUCGUCGUCAGCCACGUUUGUGAUUGAAUCGGUCUCGGAUUUACGGAAGAAUCUCCAGGCGAGAGGCUCUAAUCUUGUUGUUCGAAUUGGGAAACCUGAAACUGUUCUUGUUGAAUUGGCUAGGGAAAUUGGGGCUGAUGCAGUGUAUGCUCAUUACGAGGUUUCGCAGGACGAAAUGGAGAUGGAGGAGAGGGUAGAGUGUGCGAUGAAGGAAGAGAAUGUUGAGGUGAAGUACUUUUGGGGAAGCACCUUGUAUCAUAUUGAUGAUAUUCCGUUUAAAAUAGAGGAUAUGCCGUCGAGCCAUGAUGAAUUUAAAGAGCAAAUUCAAGGAUUAAGUGUGAGGAAGAUGAUUGAAGGUUUGGAUAAGAUGAAGGGGUUGCCUUCUCGUGGUGAUGUUGAGCCAGGGGACAUCCCUUCUUUGUCUGAUUUGAAUCUCAAUCAACCUGUGGCUAUGUCUAAGGAAGGAUGGCUAGCUCCUAAUACUCCUCAAGUGGGAGGGGAGACUGAAGCACUUCAUAGGCUUAAAACAUAUGCAGCUGAGUGCCGAGCCCAACGACCGAACACGACGAACAACGGUGCUCAAAGUAGCAUAUAUGGUGCUACCUUUUCAAACAAAAUCUCUCCAUGGCUAACCAUGGGUUGCAUCUCACCUCGCUCGGUGUUCGACAAGUUAAACAAAACUGUUUCCAGGAAAAAUGAUGGUGGCUAUGACACUGGAACAAACUGGGUGAUGUUUGAGUUGUUAUGGAGGGACUUCUUCAGAUUCAUUACCAAGAAAUGCAAUUCAACAAAAAAACGACAGCCUAAUCCUUCUCCAGCCACGGCUUCCACGGCCGCCCUUGCUUAGGGAGGUUUCAAAAGCAGGCAUAUCCUCUUGAUCUUUCGAAUUACCCCUACAUUUGGCCUUUGUAAAUGUUGUUUUCUAUGCCAGCUGCACGGCUUCCUCGACCCUUGUCCGUACCUAGUGUCACUGUCAUGUUUGUCCAAGGCGUGUUGUCUAUGACCGCAUGUCGGAUGUCCCGAUCAUGCUUGUCCAUGGACAACAAUAGUUGCAUGCCUCUUCCAAACCCUUUUUACAUGUUUUCAUCUUAGAUAGGCCUUUACUAUUUCAUAUUGUGUCAAUAUGAAG
Molecule: messenger RNA, 1750 nt
Organism: Cucurbita maxima (winter squash)
Lineage: Eukaryota; Viridiplantae; Streptophyta; Magnoliopsida; Cucurbitales; Cucurbitaceae
Product: blue-light photoreceptor PHR2-like
Exons: 4
Coding region: 146-1468 (440 amino acids)
Biological process (GO): photoreactive repair
Molecular function (GO): DNA binding; FAD binding
Source: RefSeq, a predicted model, not a curated record